This is a messenger RNA of Caenorhabditis elegans, 236 nucleotides long. The record is from the annotation of a RefSeq genome assembly. NCBI's taxonomy places the organism in Eukaryota, Metazoa, Nematoda, Chromadorea, Rhabditida, Rhabditidae.
UACCGUGUAUAUUUCCUAGUAGCUUAUAAUAAUUUUUGCAUAGCGUGUGCCGUCACUAUGUCCCUAUUCUCCAAUCGGACCAUAAGUGUUGGCUUCAGAAAGUAUGCAGAUGUAAUUGAGAAGAAACUGGCAUAUACUUCAACCAGUUUUGUACUUCUUUAUGGAUUCUAUAUUUAUUGGUUUACACCCACAAUUGUAUAUAAUUCUGUAUUUAUGGCUUGGAUUCCUGAUCCGAA